CUCUCCCUCUCUUUCUUUCGUUCAUUCAGAAAGAAAUCAAAUCACCCAACCCCAGCCAAAAGAGUGGCAUACUGCCGCGUCCGUCGCACUUUAAAGUUCGCCAUCCGUCCGUCUAUCUAGCUUCCCUCGUGAUCCAAGUCAUCAACCCCUGUUCGCUGUCACCGAUCGCGGCUGCUUCCUCGAGCUCGGCGUCCGUCGUCUUUGUCUGCUCAGCCACGCUUCGGUCGCCGUUUGUUUGCCGUUCACGUUUGCGUCUUUGUUCAGCUGUCGUCUUCGUUCGCGUUCAUCGCCGUUCACGUUCGCUCGGCGUUCACUCGCCGUUCACCAUUCGAGUUCGCAUUCGUGUUCGUCUGGAAGCCACGUUGCUCUGCUUCAAACACUGCGACCAACCCGCGCGGUCCACCUAGCCGUCGAGCUGCUCUCUUUUGUCGCCGCCGAAGUGCAAGUGGAUCCUCUAUAAUGCUAGAACUUCAAAUUAAGCACUUUGCAAAAGGGGUUCAAAAUACAAAGCUAAAUAAACGUACUCCUCUCAGGUAUAUGCAAAAGGCAACAUUUAGUGGAGCUGGUCAUCUAUGGCAUUUCGAUUUCUACCGCUUCUAGUGCAGUGUGCCAAAUUGAGGCACCCUUUUCCCUCCAAGCUUGGUUCCAUUUCCACAUCCCUCCACCAUCUUCCAGAUUCUUUCUUCUCGGAAGAACUGUUCCCUGAUCGACAAAAAACCAUUUCCAAUAUCGACGAACACCUCGUUCUUGAGCAAAUAUCGGAUCUCUUACCCGUAGCCAAAUGUGCAUCACAGAACACUAUCUUGAAAGACCACGAAUCCAAAUCCGUAAGGGAACCCGUUGAUGGGUUUUUGUCACCGGAGGAGAAAUUGCGUGGUGUUUUUCUUCAGAAGCUGAAUGGUAAGGCUGCAACUGAACAAGCUUUAUCCAAUGUUGGUGUUGAUGUGAAUAUUGAUGUUCUCGGUAGGGUGGUGAACUCUGGGAACUUGGGUGGUGAAGCCAUGGUUACAUUUUUUAACUGGGCAAUUAAACAGCCAAUGUUACCUAAGGACAUUGGUAGUUACCGUGUGAUUGUUAAGGCACUAGGAAGAAGGAAGUUUUUCAAGUUCAUGAUGGAGGUAUUAGAUGACAUGAAGGUUAAUGGCUUAGAAGCUGAUUUGUUACUGUUAUCUAUUGUUAUUGAUAGUUUCAUCAGGGCUGGUCAUGUGUCUAAAGCAAUUCAAGUGUUUAGUAACUUGGAUGAUCUCGGGUUGAGACGCAAUGCAGAUGCCUUGAAUGUACUCUUGUCGUGCCUUUGCCAACGGUCUCAUAUGAGUGCUGCAAGUUCUGUGUUUAAUUCAAUGAAAGGGAAAGUAUCUUUUGAUGUUACUACGUACAAUGUUGUUGCUGGUGGUUGGUCUAAGUUGGGUAGUGUGAAUGAGAUUGAGAGGAUUAUGAAGGAAAUGGAAGUAGAUGGAUUUCAUCCUGAUUGUAGGACUUUCAGUUUCCUUAUUGAGGGUUUAGGCAGAGCUGGCCGAACUGAUGAGGCUGUUGAGGUUUUCAAUAAAAUGCAGGAGAAAAAUUGUCCACCUAAUACUGAGACUUAUAAUGCAAUGAUUUUUAAUUUUGUGUCGGUUAGAGAUUUUGAUGAGUCUAUGAAAUAUUAUAAAGCAUUGUUGAGUAAUAAUUGUGAGCCUAGUCUUGAUACUUACACAAGAAUUAUUAUUGGCUUUUUGAGAGCUCGGAAGGUUGCUGAUGCACUCCAGAUGUUUGAUGAAAUGCUAAGGCAAGGAGUUGUUCCUUCUACUGGAAUGGUAACCUCCUUCAUCAAGCAUUUAUGCAAGUAUGGUCCGCCAUAUGCUGCAUUAGUUAUUUACAAGAAGGCGAGAAAAUUAGGAUGUAUGAUAUCAAUGAAUGCUUAUAAGAUAUUGCUUAUGCGCCUAAUGAAGUUUGCGAAAUGUGGAAUGUUACUAAAUAUCUGGCAGGAGAUGCAAGAAUGUGGGUAUAAUUCCGAUAUUGAAGUUUAUGAGUGCAUCAUCACUGGACUUUGCAACGUAGGGCAGCUUGAAAAUGCGGUUCUUGUUAUGGAGGAGUCUUUGCAGAAAGGGUUCUGUCCAAGUAGGCUUGUAUAUAGUAAAUUAAGUAACAGGUUGCUUGCUUCAAAUAAAACAGAGAUUGCAUACAAGCUGUUUCUGAAGAUAAAGCAUGCUCGGUCCCUUAAAAGUGCAAGGAGCUUUUGGCGUUCUAAUGGUUGGCACUUCUGAACAGGCAUGCCAAUCAACAUCUCCUACAGUAGAGCCUCUUGUUUGAUUUUAACACUAGUAAAUAACUAUAGCCAAGAAAAAUAUUGCUAUACCAGUACAUACCAAGAAAUAGAUCACAUCUCAAAAUAUUACUAGUUUUCAGGUAUUGUAAUUAUUUAUUGUCGUGCUAUUUGUGGCAUAGACAGUAUUGCCAGAGUUUUAUUUAGCUAGAUGGUGUAGACAAGUUGAUGUUGUUCCAACUAAGGAUUUAUAAGUCAUGAAGUAGUAGUCAAUUUAAAGUACUUGUAUACAAAGUAGCAAAUAUUAUUAGGAUAAUGUUUUCUGAGUCACAUUAUGAGUUUUAUCUAUGGUAUACGAAGAGUUGUGCUUUUUGGAGUGGAAAGCAUCUUUAAUCUAUAUGAUAUGCAGUGACAAAACUGUUAUUCUAGCCGAAUCCUUGACUAAAUAAAGUUGAGAUGUUAUUUGCUUCCCAAGCUGUUUUACCUAUGUGUUUUUGUUUGUUUGACUAUGUAUAUGUGUUGUUGCAAGAUGACUUCCCUCGGUGGUACUAACUGGUCACUGGCCAAAAAUAUGGUUAAGGUAAUCCCCUCUCUAUUCUUCUGCAUAGUAAGUGUAACCUUCAAUGGGAGAACAUGUUUGAACUCUAAACAACUAGGUUCCCUUUUAAGUUGCCAAUUUUUCUCAUUCUUGUGGUGAUUGUAUUCGGGUGAUUAUUUGAACUACUGAUUUUAAAGUGUACAAAAUUUGAUUGUUUGAAUAUCACUAUGUCUUCCAGUAAAGGUAUUGUAGUAUCAUUUUGCAAUACACACGAUAAUUUAGUUGUCAUAUCAUUUCUUCUUUUCCAAUUGGCUUGUGUAAUUUUCUAGUAAGUUGUGCUAAAGAUGUGCACUUUAGAUCUAAGGAUAAAGCUAUUUGUACCACCAAAUUUCUCACCCAAGUUUUUAUACUUUACUUGAGGAGGUGUAGGUGGCAUGGGUUGAAGUGCAUGCACAUUUCUUCAUAUGCUUAUGCAUAGAUUUAGUUCAUAAUCCGUCUGGAUUGAUCGAAUGGUUUUCUGAUGUAGCAAGAUUUGCAGUCGACUUUAUUUUUUCUGUAGUCAUAGAGUUAGAUGGACUAAUUGAAAAUUUUAAAUCACAGCAAGGUGAUUAAACUUUGUUCUAAUUUUGAAGUCAACUAAUUAUAAUUCUUUUUAUUUUGCUAUAUUUCACAUUACAUUUAAGCAACCAAGCAUUGCUUAUCAGUUAUCACUACAUGAUUCAAGAACUGUGGAAGUAACACGGUGAUAACACCUUAGUUUACUUUAUGUUCUCAGACUAGAAAUAUAAUAUAAUGCAUCACAUAUAAUUCACCAUUCUCAUGCAUUUGACACAUUGCUACUCUAAACUGUGUAGAAUUGCUUUUCACUUUCAAGUACUGGAAUAAUGUUAGUUUUUCCCAGAACUUGAUUGGACUGAAAGGUUAAUGUAUUCAUCAAUUUUGGGUACUUCAUAUUUUUUGAGAAUCUCCACUAAAUGGUACUGUUUAUUGGGUAUGCUUGUAUGUUAAACUUUGAAGAUAACUAGCAAAUUAUAAUUUGCAAGUACAAUGUUAUUUAUAGUGUAUUCAGCUUUAUUGUUAAAUGUUCGAUUCUCGCCUUGAGCAUAGAAGUCUGAUAACACAGGGCUAGCUGUCUCAUCCAUUGAUUUGCUUACAAGUCAGAGAGGGAUUAAUCACCAUGUUCGAUGGUAGAGACCAGGGACUAAAGAGACGAGCAAGCUCGUACAAACGGAAUUAUAUGCAGAUUGAUGUGAAGUUUGUAGGUAAUUUAGCUCUUGACAUUUAUGAAGUAAGCAGCAGUACAAGUAAACCGCUGUUGUUCAAGUGCAUUUUUGUGUGUUCAAGAUGUCUCUGAUGCUUUAAUCGAUAUCACCACCUAUAUAUGUUGUAAAUAUUAUUAACAGAUUGAUCUGUUAUGACUUUUCAAUUGUAUACCUCUGAGUUGUCACAAAUAGGAAUCAAGUGAAAUUUUUGAAGUGUGAUGCUGUGAGCAAUGUUACAUGGCCAGUGCAAUUUAUUGUUCUUGUCUAGUAGUUAGCCAUUAAUAUUUAAAAAGUAUAGGUUAAAAGACCUGAGUUGGGUUGUUAGACAC
Messenger RNA from Arachis stenosperma, 4371 nucleotides. RefSeq names its product putative pentatricopeptide repeat-containing protein At5g43820. Bases 573 to 2243 code for a protein of 556 amino acids. The record is from RefSeq and is a predicted model, not a curated record. NCBI's taxonomy places the organism in Eukaryota, Viridiplantae, Streptophyta, Magnoliopsida, Fabales, Fabaceae. Gene Ontology annotation, molecular function: protein binding. The transcript is spliced from 3 exons.